AUGGCUGGUUGUCAUAUUGUGAUUUUUCGAUAUUUCGGGUGGAUACAAACCGGCAAUUUACGCUUAUUAUAUGAAAUAAUUAAGAAGUAACAAAGAAUUUCAUAUAAAAUUAAAUUGUCACUCAAGUUAUUUAUGUUUUCACAGCUGUGAAAAUGUAUUUACGAGAGUUAGCCACCCUAGUAGCUCUAUGCAUAGUCUCAAGUUAUGCUAUAUUACAAGGAACAAUAGACACUAAGCGUUUGCAAACAAUAUUGGAAGAUGGAUUAAAAAGCAAAGACAUUGGCUCAAUCUAUUUCUCUGUAAAAGGAUUAAAACAGCUGAAUGCCAAAAUCCCUGAUAUCUGUGAGGAUAUCAAAAAUGCCAAAUAUGAUCUGAAGAACAUUGAACAAGUAUUCUACCUCACAAAUGCCGCAGCUCUGUCUGGCUGUCAAAACUCGCUAAAACCAGAUGUAAUGGGUGCUGCAAACCAGGUGUUGGACAAAGCUGAUGCUACAAUACCAGAAUUAUACCAUGCAGUGUAUUCGAUGAAAGCUCUCGGCAAAGGUACUAUUUAUGACAAAGAAGAUGCACUGAAGAACCUGAUUCAGCUUUUGAAGAAAGAUGAUUCCCCAGCUAACUAUGGCUAUGUGUUUGGUCUCUGUGAGCACAUGGGAUGUGGGACAUGGACGGUUUCCCAUGCUGAGGGGGCAUUGCUUGCAGCUGAUGAGAGUGACUCAAGAGCCCUGCACUUUGAAGGUGGACUUCCUGCCACAUCACUCCUCCUUAGCACUAUCAUCAGAACAUACAAAAGUCAGAGGAAGGUGUCACCGUUGAGUGAGGAGCAGCGAUACAAGUUCAGUGAGUACCUGCUGUCGCGCCGCUCCGUGACCACGCCCCGCGGCGCCGCCCUGCUGCUCGAGGCCGCGCUGCUGCUGGCAGAGGAACAGCCAUCGCCAAUCAGCAUUGUUAUCAAGGGCAAGAAAUACAUCACAGCGGAAUCAGACUCAAUUGAAUUCUCUGUCACCAAUCUUAUCGGCAAGCCCAUCCCAAACUUGAAGCCAGAGGAAGUUGUUGCCCAAUCAGGCACCAGACUGGCUGAUGAUGUGGUGGUACUCUCCAAGCAGCCCCUGACUCCCAAGGCCAAUGAACCAGGCACAUUUGUACUGAACCUCAGUAAGAUUAAGUCACAAUACGGCCUCUACAAGAUCUCACUGAGUGCAGGAACUAAGUCUGCCAACUUCAACAUUGCUGUGCUCGGAGAGAUUCAAGUUUCGAAUGUUGAAUUUGGAAUUGGGGAUGUGGAUGGCACAACCAGUCCCAAGAUAACUAAUGUAGUGUACCCCAACAAGCUCACAGAGAAGUUACAAGCAGAUCACCUCCAAAAGGUGUCCCUAAAGUUCACGGUCCGCGACAAGGCGAACAAGGCUGUGGUGGUGCAGCAGGCGUUCGUGCGUGUGGCGCCCGCCGACGACUCGCAGGAGGCCAUCUUUGUUGCCGAGCCCGAUAACAAUAAGGCGUACAAAGUCGAGCUGAACGUGGGCGGUCUAUCAUCGCACUUGCGCGGCGCGUCGUCGGGCGCGUUCACGGUGACGCUGCUAGUGGCUGACGGCGCCGCCGCCGCGCCGCUCGCCUGGCCGCUGGGGCACGUGUACCUCAACCUGCCCGCGCCGUCCGCACCCGCCUCAGAGUCCCCCAUCCGCGGCCCUCUGCCAGUGAUCGCUCACCAGUUCCGCGAGCCCGAGGCGCGUCCCCCUCGUGCGGUGUCGGACGUGUUCGCUCUGGCGUGCGCGGCGCCGCUGCUGCUGCUGCUGGUGAUGUGGGCUUCCCUCGGCGCCAACUUCCGCGCUGCGCCCGCUCACCUCGCCGCGCCGCUCUUCCAUCUCGCUCUUGCAGGUAUUACGUUUUUGUCUCGCUCUAGCAGCGUCCCUGGGUCUGUACGGGCUGCUGUGGGUGCAGCUGGACAUGUUCAGCACGCUGCGACUGUUGCUGCCGCUCGCCGCGCUCACCUUCCUGUCCGGCCACCGGCUGUUGCGCCGCCUGGCCAGCGACAAGGCGCGCAAGCAAUAAAAAAACUAUUAUUAAAAAAAAGAAUAGAAUAUAAUUUGAUUAUAAACCUGUUUUUUAUUCAGCUAAGUUAUUUUGAGUCACAAAAUUUAGAUAAGCUGGCAUUUAUAGAAUAAGAAAACAUUGUGAAUAAAUGUUUUUUAAGUA
This is a messenger RNA of Aricia agestis (brown argus), 2190 nucleotides long. RefSeq names its product dolichyl-diphosphooligosaccharide--protein glycosyltransferase subunit 2 (gene OstDelta). Lineage: Eukaryota; Metazoa; Arthropoda; Insecta; Lepidoptera; Lycaenidae. Gene Ontology annotation, cellular component: membrane; oligosaccharyltransferase complex. The transcript is spliced from 10 exons. Bases 153 to 2159 code for a protein of 668 amino acids. The record is from RefSeq and is a predicted model, not a curated record. Gene Ontology annotation, biological process: protein N-linked glycosylation.